Messenger RNA from Lobosporangium transversale, 604 nucleotides. RefSeq lists its product as hypothetical. The record is from RefSeq and is a predicted model, not a curated record. NCBI's taxonomy places the organism in Eukaryota, Fungi, Mortierellomycota, Mortierellomycetes, Mortierellales, Mortierellaceae. The transcript has a single exon. Bases 207 to 530 code for a protein of 107 amino acids.
CCCACACUGAUAAUAAUAAAAAUAUAAUAAUAACUAUAAUAAAACUGUAUCUUUUUCGCCCUGUCUCUGGUAACGCUCUCAGAUUUUGAUCCCAACUGAAAUAGCACUAUUAGGUGCAGAAAAAAGAGCAAGAGACUAUUGGAAAUAGAGAGUGCCCAUGUGUUGAAGAGUCGGUGAUACAUGGUUGCAUUGGAUGACAUCCUCCUAUGAUUAUGGAUAUCAAACGAAGGAAUUCAGGUAUUGAUUCUCACCACCUCCUCCGCAGUUUAAAAAUGUAUCAAAAAGAGUGGUCCAAGUGCAGAGAAAGGUGCAUCUCAAACCAUUGUAUAUCCCUUAAUAGAUAUGCAACCCAGUAUUCUUUUGGUCUCUUUACUCUUUUUUUUCCUCAAGUGCAUAUGCAUUGGAGUAUUAUUUGGAUUAAUGAUCAAUCUGUUUCGCUUCUCACUCCUUUUGCCCCUGUUUUAUAUUUGUGUCGUGUUGUACCAGGCGUAACUUUGUUCCUGUAUUGUUGUCUGUGGGUUGACCACUAAAUUAAAUCCAAAUUAGACUGGGUCGGGUUUGCAAAUCAUUUCACGCACCUGCUUUUCUGGCUGACGAACAGAGA